Molecule: messenger RNA, 390 nt
Organism: Epithele typhae
Lineage: Eukaryota; Fungi; Basidiomycota; Agaricomycetes; Polyporales; Epitheliaceae
Product: ribosomal protein S26e
Exons: 4
Coding region: 1-390 (129 amino acids)
Biological process (GO): translation
Cellular component (GO): cytosolic small ribosomal subunit; ribosome
Molecular function (GO): mRNA binding; structural constituent of ribosome
Source: RefSeq, a predicted model, not a curated record
AUGACAUCUACCAAGAAGAGAAGAAACCACGGACGAAACAAGAGUGGCCGCGGCCACGUCAACUUCGUGCGCUGCUCCAACUGCUCGCGCUGCGUCCCCAAGGACAAGGCCAUCAAGCGCUUCACCGUCCGCAACAUGGUCGAGACUGCCGCGGUUCGUGAUAUCAGCGAGGCAAGCGUUUACCAGGAGUACACCAUCCCCAAGCUCUACAUCAAAAUUGCGUACUGCGUCUCGUGCGCCAUCCACUCGCACGUCGUCCGUGUCCGCUCGCGGGUUGGCCGCCGCAACCGUGCACCCCCGCCCCGUGUCCGGUGGAAGGACGGCAAGAAGGUCAACCCCGCUGUCGCCGCGGCUGAGGAUGCGAAGGCGGCUGCAGCAAAGACUUCAUGA